AUGUCUCUGUCCGUCAAGUCGCUGAACGGUGACACGAGCUUCCUCCUCGUCUUCAGCCCUCCCGUCGCCCCACUCUCUUCCCCCGGCCUCUUCCCGGGCUCCUUCACCAUUCUGCUCGAUCCAUGGUUGGUCGGCCCGUCAAUCAUCCUGAAUUCCAUCUUCUCCAUCUCGGAGCAGAAAGCACAACCAUGCAUUUCCCAUCUCAAGGAGCUCGACCAUGAACCAGACCUGAUCCUCAUCUCCCAACACAAGCCAGAUCACUGCCACGAGGAAACUCUCCGCCAAUUGCCACCAGACUGCGAGUCGACCAUCCUCGCCAUACCGCCUGCAGCCAAGAAGAUUCGGUCAUGGAAGCACUUCCGCCCUGAACUGGUACACGCUUUGCCAAAGUACGUAGAGGGAGAUGCACAGUCCAUCUAUCGCAUCGUACUGCCACCACCAACGCCACGAGGAUCAUGCGGUCAAGUCACAGUGACAUGGAUGCCCGCAAAACGAGACAUUGCUGGAGUACACCAUGCGAUUGGCAUCACCUACCGCCCUCCAUGCACGGUGCUCUCGUUGGGAAACUCGGCACAUUAUCUCGACCUGCCCAUGAGCCCGCCCGCAUCUCCAGGAUCACCCAUGACGAUAGCCUCUUCCCCUCGCACCAUUGUGCCUGCCCCCUAUAACGACCGCGAAAAGACCCUGUCCGUGAUUUACUCGCCACAUGGCGUUUCGUACGACAUCAUUCGUCCAUACGCAACCUCGCAUCUUGUGUCCGAGGCAGCUCUCCCCUUGACCGCGUUGCUACAUUCCUUCGACUGCGUCGAAAACCCUUGGUGGCUUGGCGGAAACAUAUCUGCUGGAUCGCCUGGAGGCCUAGAGAUCGCCUACAACCUGUAUGCUAAAGCGUGGAUCUCUGCCCACGACGCGGAAAAAGACAACCGUGGAUGGGCGGUGAUGCAAACUCGCAUCGGGCAGCACGCCGUCGACGAGGUCAAGGAAAUGCUGCAACAAGGACAUGGCAGUAAAAGCAAGAAUACUAUGAAGACAGUGGUGGUUAGCCUAGCUUCAGGUGAACAGCACCGAAUUGAACGAGGGUGA
This is a messenger RNA of Cucurbitaria berberidis CBS 394.84, 1083 nucleotides long. RefSeq lists its product as uncharacterized. The transcript has a single exon. Bases 1 to 1083 code for a protein of 360 amino acids. The record is from RefSeq and is a predicted model, not a curated record. NCBI's taxonomy places the organism in Eukaryota, Fungi, Ascomycota, Dothideomycetes, Pleosporales, Cucurbitariaceae.